Molecule: messenger RNA, 984 nt
Organism: Talaromyces amestolkiae
Lineage: Eukaryota; Fungi; Ascomycota; Eurotiomycetes; Eurotiales; Trichocomaceae
Exons: 8
Coding region: 1-984 (327 amino acids)
Molecular function (GO): methyltransferase activity
Source: RefSeq, a predicted model, not a curated record
AUGGCCGACACCGAAAGUCGAGUCAAUAUGGCUCUGGAAAUUGAUUCCGAGAGCGACGACCUCGAGAGCAUUGAAAGUGAUCUGACUUCGCUUUCAUCAUCUGUCUUUAAUUAUGUUUAUGAAAACGGUCGAACUUAUCAUGCAUAUAAAUCCGGUUCUUAUAUACUCCCCAACGAUGAGAAAGAACAAGACAGACUAGAUCUUCUGAACCAUGUUUUCCGGCUAUGUCUCAAUGGGGACCUGUGUUUUUCUCAGAAUGGUCUCAACAAUCCGCAAAAAAUCCUCGAUGUUGGCACGGGAACUGCAAUCGAGCUGAAAUAUUUACCGUUUUCAGUGGCCGACGCCUACCCAUCUGCAGAAAUAACGGGGGUUGAUUUGUCACCAAUUCAGCCUAGGUGGGUGCCUCCCAAUGUGCGAUUUAUCAUCGAUGAUAUCACCCAACCGUGGGACUUCCCGAAUAACUCCUUUGAUUUCAUACACGUACGAUGCCUGGCCGGUAGUAUAACGGACUGGCCUGGGUUUCUGGCAGAGGCUUACAGACAUCUAAAGCCUGGUGGAAAGAUCGAACUUUCUGAAGGUCGUACACACAUGGUCUGUGAUGAUGGCACUUAUCCCGAAACGUCAUUUACGUAUAAGUGGAUUGUAACAUAUCUUGAUCCCAAGAGGGUUUUUGAUAACUUUCCAGAAUUUCAAGGGCUUCUGGACAAAGCUGGCUUUGACUCUGUGAAAACGCACGAAGAACCGUGCCCUAUCGGGACGUGGCCAAAGAACCCAAGAUUGAAGGAGAUAGGUCGCUACUUCCGUGUUCAAUUUCUUGAGGGCGCGGUCGAUAGCUAUUCACUUGCUCUCUUCACGAGAUAUGGAGGUUGGUCGACAAUAGAGACGGAAGUUCUAUUGGCACACGUUCGGGAGGAGAUCAAGUCUAACAAGAUGCAUGUCUACACUCAUUGCUCUUUUGCUACUGCAACGAAGCCUCUUUUGUAA